This is a messenger RNA of Anisakis simplex (herring worm), 336 nucleotides long. Lineage: Eukaryota; Metazoa; Nematoda; Chromadorea; Rhabditida; Anisakidae. The record is from the annotation of a GenBank genome assembly.
AUGGCCCAAACGGGUACCACGUUGAUUGCAUUCAACGCACUACGAGAUGGCCCAUACUUGCAUGCAACCUUACGGUUAAAAUACAAAAUGACAUUAUUUAGGAAUCAGAUUCAAGAUUCGGAACAGUCUUCGACUCAUACACGAUUAACAGCCAUUGAUCACAGGAAGUAUGUCAAGACAUUCUGUUUGCGUAACACGAUUCAAAUAACGGUGAUCAUUCGAUUUGAUCGCAGAACAUCGCGUCACUUAUGCGUCUGGUAUAUGCGAAUUGACUCGUUUCUUGGAUGCCUGAUGCAACAACGGCUGUGUGCUUCGACGAUUUACGACGGUUUCUGA